Messenger RNA from Anopheles coustani, 1578 nucleotides. Its product is annotated as adipocyte plasma membrane-associated protein Hemomucin-like. The coding region runs from base 148 to 1491 and encodes 447 amino acids. The record is from RefSeq and is a predicted model, not a curated record. The transcript is spliced from 2 exons. Gene Ontology annotation, biological process: biosynthetic process. Gene Ontology annotation, molecular function: strictosidine synthase activity. NCBI's taxonomy places the organism in Eukaryota, Metazoa, Arthropoda, Insecta, Diptera, Culicidae.
GCCGGACGUGCGUGAAGAUUGGAAUAAAACCGAGUUCGCGACGUGAAACGCAAUUGUCUAUCGGACUGAGAGUACUGACGUGAUUCGUGAUCGGACUGUGUUCAUAAGUGUUUACCAACCAACGGAACUGCCGAGCCAGUGGGGGUGAUGGGUUUCAGGGGAAAGCUUGUGAAGACCGCCCUGGUGCUGCUGCUGAUCGCCGUCCUGCCGGGAUUGCCCCCGCGGACCGUGUUUCCGUUCAGGCCGAUCAGCAUCCCACCGGUGCGCCCACUGACGGGUGUGCUGGCCCCGAACCAGCUGCUCAACGGUGCCGAACGGUUGCACGAGGGUGGCCUGCUGCAGCCGGAGGGUGUGCUGGUGCGGGGUAAUCUCACCUACGUCACGGUUUACGGUGGAAAGAUUCUGGAACUGGACGAGCUGGGCGCGGUGCGCACCGUGGCCAAGCUGGGACCCGAGUGUGUUGGCACUUACUCCGAGCGGCUCUGUGGGCGACCACUGGGCAUUGACUUCGAUACCAAGGGCAACAACCUGAUCGUGGCCGACCCGUACCUCGGCAUCUGGCAGGUGCACAUCAAAACCGGCGAGCGGAAGCUGCUUGUCUCGAAAACGGACGCCAUCGUCGAGGAUGGCACGAGUCGAACGGAUGGCAAACAAUCACCGGCAACCCGUAAACCAAACCUCCCGAACGCCGUCGCGGUUGCAAAGAACGGUGAUUUCUACUGGUCCGACACGGCGUCUGAUUUUAUCUUCGAGGACGCGAUCCAGGCGCUACUGUGCAACCCGUCCGGUCGGCUGCUGCACUACUCCCGUGCCACCGGCCGUAACCGUGUGCUCAUCGACGAAGUGUACGGUGCCAACGGUGUUGUGCUCAGCCCGGACGAAAGCUUCGUGCUGGUUGGGGAACUGGGUGGCCAGCUGAUCCGACGGUACCAUCUGAAGGGACCGCUGGCGGGAACGCACGACGUGUUCAUCGAUGGCCUGCCCGGUGCAGUGGACAAUCUGAAUGGGGACGCCACCGGUUUCUGGGCCUCGCUGGUGAUUGCCUCCGACGAUGCCAACCCCUCGUUCGUGGGUAUUCUCGCGCCCUUCCCGAACCUUCGGCGACUGAUCGUGCGACUGUUCGUGCUGGUCGAGGCACCCUUCCGGUUCCUGUACGAUCUGGCCGGCAAUGAUUACGCACUGUGGGCAACGCACCACAUUGGACACCUCGGAGGGCUGGUCAGCCUCUUCCCGGACCGGGGUACCGUGUUGCGUAUCGAUUGGGAGGGCAACAUCGUGUUCGCCCUGCACAACGACGACAAGUCCAGCCACGUCAUCUCACAGGCGGUUCGCCAGGGUAAGGAUCAUCUGCUGCUCGGAUCGCCCGUCAACCGAUGGUUGGGACGCGUACGAUUAACUCCGGAAACGCUGGCCGCACUAAAGGGACAGCCGGCCAAGGUGACAAAGACAGAACAGAAACCACCGGCAACGUUGGCCCGGGAGGAGUUGUAGGAAAACACUCCUGGCAAAGGAACUGUUCCUCGAAUAUGAGCGUGUGAGAAGAUUCAGUAAAUAAAACUCCAAAAACUACAAUUUACA